This is a messenger RNA of Neoarius graeffei (lesser salmon catfish), 564 nucleotides long. RefSeq names its product cilia- and flagella-associated protein 95-like. The record is from RefSeq and is a predicted model, not a curated record. Gene Ontology annotation, cellular component: plasma membrane. NCBI's taxonomy places the organism in Eukaryota, Metazoa, Chordata, Actinopteri, Siluriformes, Ariidae.
AUGAAUUGCAGCAGGAAAACCUUGAUUUCAGACCGGCACAAAAACAGGGAGGCAGAACCAAAAGACUAUGAUAUCUCUGUAUGCCCUGAUGGACAAAGAAAAUUACUCAAGUCAACAUACAAAUAUUUUGGCACGCACUUGGAAACAGACUGGGGAACAACCACCCAACUGGCUCAUUCAAAGAGAGUGCAUGAGGUCAAAGACACUGCAAAAUCAAUGGUGCAGGCUGACUGUUUCCACUCUCUGGUGUUUGACAGAAAAACAGGAAUAUCUGGCACAUUUGUCCUAUCCUGCUAUCAACCAAACUGUAAUGCAAAUGAGUUAAUUACUACAUACUAUGCAUUGGAUUACGUUCCCCCUCAUUUUCCCACCAAGCAGGCAAUGCAAGCCAAGGAACUGACGAACAGGAAGCUGGAUUUCAGAAGACGCCAGUCUCAGUUCACUGAUGUAGCAGAUCAUCGGCGGUGGGGCUGGAAUACAUGGCAGGACUUUAAUGACGUGCAGGCUGUAGUCCAGGGAGUGGCAAACUCCCUGCAUAGACAAAUAAAUCUUUCAUGUCCAUAA